Molecule: messenger RNA, 321 nt
Organism: Trypanosoma grayi
Lineage: Eukaryota; Euglenozoa; Kinetoplastea; Trypanosomatida; Trypanosomatidae
Source: the annotation of a RefSeq genome assembly
AUGCCACAGCUGGUGUCAGUGAACUUCGCCAACAACGAUAUGCGGGGUCCCUUAUCCUCUGUUUUUGGGACCUUCAGCGACCGCGCCAUGACCCUGGACAUCUCGGGUAACUCGUUCUGCGGUUGCUUACCGUCCACGUGGGUGGGAAGCGUCUUGCCAAACGCCGCGAACAGCUUGCCAAAAGUUUCUUCCGCCAACUGCCUCACCGACAACAAGUGUACAGAUGCGAACAUGCUGUGCCGGCCUGACGUUGCGGUGAUGGGGCGGAGCCCGCUGUGGAUGGCCGCCGCGGUGCUCGCUGCGGUCUGCCUCGCCGUCUGA